Striga asiatica is the source of this 807-nucleotide messenger RNA. Lineage: Eukaryota; Viridiplantae; Streptophyta; Magnoliopsida; Lamiales; Orobanchaceae. The record is from the annotation of a GenBank genome assembly.
CUGUUGUGCGCCAAUGUGUACUGGUGGUACUCUUCCUUCAACGGAGACACUUUCCUCAAAACACCACUCGACGCCUUGCCUUUCCUUUCUCUCUUCCCCAAGCUAACUGGAUUUUUCGUCACCGGCGGUGGCGGCGACAACAUCAGCCUCCCGGGGGACAAUGCCCACGCGGAUGGUGAAGUCGAGGCCGACCACGAUCUCCUCCACACCUCCAAUUUGCUCGUGCUUCGAGGCAAAUACGCGUCAAAAUUGCCGCAUAAGUGUCGAGUUUUUCGAGCUUUUCUUUGGCUUUUCGGAUGUUUUGGAAAUUUUGGAAGAGUGAGUGUUGACCACCCUAUUGCUGUGAUAUUGCUGGAAAUUAGAGAGUUGUAUACCUUUAUAUGGCACUUCUGGAGUUCCUUGAAGUUUCAUCGAGAGAUAUUCAAAAAACUUAUUCACCUCCCUCUCAAUCUCGCAAUGAACUUCAAGGAACUCAAGAAGUGUCAUAGAAAUCACGAGCAAAUUCAAGGUGCGGAGGAGAUCUUGGUCGGCCUCGACUUCUCCAUCCGCGUGGGCAUUGUCCCCCGGGAGGCCGAUGUUGUCGCUGCCACCGCCGGUGACGAAAAAUCUGGUGAGCUUGGGGAAGAGGGAAAUGAAAGGCGGGGUGUUGAGUGGUGUUUCGAGGAAAGUGUCUCCGUUGUUGAAGGAAGAGUAGCAGGUUGGCGCACAACACGUGCUGUAGUGGAGAUACGCCAAUGCUCGGGCGGCGGCGAUGGCCGCCGUAAAGGAAGUAGCUCAGGUAUUGAUGUCCCACAAAGCAUGGGAUAA